UGCGUCACCCAAAAUUGUGGAAGCAGAGAGAUACGAGGUGGAGAAAGUGUCCGAAAUAGAAGAGAUGAUCGGUGAGUGUGGAAGAGCAAAAACAUCCGAUUCAGACCAAAGACAACAAACAAAUUUCAGAUCAUGUAAUAAAAGAAGAAAAUAAGUGUGGACAGAGCAGUGCUGCUCAUCUUUUGCUGAGGAGGGGGCAGUAGCACUGCUCGUACUAGCAUAGUAACUACAGAAUUUAUAGUUGAGAGAGAGAGAGAGAGAGAGAAGGAGAGAAGGAGAGAGAGAGAGGCCCCUUUUGACAGACGGCCAUACCUCGUCUCAUCCGUCCUUCUUCUUGGGCCCCACCUAUUCCCCGCCUCCUCCUUCAUGUUUAAAUAUGGAUAUCCAUGAGAGAGAGGGACAGAGGAGAGAGAGACAGAGAGAGAGGAAAAUUUCCCCUUUUUAUUCUUCAAGGCAGAGAGAGGUCUGGUGAGUAAUAAUAAACUGAAAUCUGUGCCAUUUUCGGUUUUCUCAUAUAAAAGACGUGGGCUUCUGGAUUUGAAGCCUCUCACGCAAUGAAGAAGAUAAAGAUUGCAACUAUGAGGCAAAACUGUCUCUUCUUGAUUUGAGUUAUUACUGUUUCUAUAUUUUCAAGAAACCUUGACAUCCAUUUCUGGUGUGAUGUCCUGCUCGACAACACGUCAUGCUUCAGCUCAGGAGGGAUUGCGCCAUGGUUUGAAUGGAUCUUGGAGAAGAAGAGGAUAAUGCUGCAUUUGGCACAUUGAGGAUUCCUUCAUCAUCAGCAGCACUGUUCUUUUCCGCGAGCCACUCGCCCUUAUCUCCGAAUCCAGCAGCGAAUUCGGGCAAUGUAGGCCAUGACACCAGCAGAAACAUGAAUCCCCUCGACACAGAAUCUUUGGAUGGCGUUGUGCUUGCUUCAGGCGAAGUGGAUCCCGUUGCAGAAGCAUGUAUCUUGAAUGAUCCUAGGAGGUUUGAGAAUGCCUCUUCUUCGACAAAGAUAUAUAAUUGUGCAUUGUCUGGUUAUGGUGCUCAUCGUUCAAGCAUUAGGCAUAAGGGUAGAGGGAAAAGGAUACGAAGGUUGCUUGAAACCUCAGCUCCACCGCCUCCCUCCAAUAGGCUGAGCAGCUGCGACGUGUUCAUUGGCUUCCAUGGCCGGAAGCCCUUGUUGCUUAGGUUUGCUAACUGGCUCCGUGCGGAGUUAGAGGUUCAAGGGCUGAGUUGCUUUGUGACAGACAGAGGGAGGUGUCGGAAUUCACGCAAGCAUACCAUUGUCGAGAGAGCCAUGGAUGCUAGCACGUUUGGGGUUGUGAUCUUGACUAGGAAGUCGUUUAGGAACCCGUACACCAUUGAAGAGCUCAGGUUUUUCUCGAGGAAGAAGAAUUUGGUUCCUAUAUACUUUGAUGUGGCUCCUAACGACUGCCUUGCUAGAGAUAUAAUUGAGAAACGAGGGGAGGUUUGGGAGAAGUAUGGUGGCGAGCUUUGGCUGCUAUAUGGAGGAGUCGAGAAGGAAUGGAGAGAGGCCAUGAGCGCCCUUUCUUGCGUUGAUGAAUGGAGAUUAGAAGCUCAUGAUGGUAGAUGGAGGGAUUGCAUAUUAAGAGGUGUGACUCUCUUGGCUUUGAGGUUGGGAAGGAGAAGUGUGGUGGAUAGACUGACCAAGUGGAGAGAGAAAGCAGAGAGAGAAGAGUUCCCUUUUCCUCAGAAUGAGAGCUUUGUUGGUAGGAAGAAGGAGCUGUCGGAGCUCGAGUUCAUGCUUUUUGGCGAUGUCUGUGGUGAUGCAGAGAGAGACUAUUUCGACCUCAAGGCUAGGCCGAGACAAAAGAAGUUGACAGUGGAGCGCGAGGGGAAGGGGAAAGAACCGGUGCUGUGGAAGGAAUCUGAGAAGGAAAUCGAGAUGCAAAACACACGAGCUCCUCAGAAGCACGGUAGGCCAAGACGGAGGUCGAUGAGAGCUGUGUACGGGAAGGGGAUAGCCUGUGUGACGGGGGAUCCGGGCAUUGGGAAGACGGAGCUGGUGUUGGAGUAUGCUUACAGAUUCCAGCAGAGGUAUAAGAUGGUGCUGUGGAUCGGAGGCGAGAGCAGAUACAUCCGGCAGAACUACCUCAACUUGUGGUCGUUCUUGGAGGUUGAUGUCGGGGUGGAGAGCAGCACGGAGAAAGGCCAGACGAGGAGCUUCGAGGAGCAGGAGGAAGCGGCCGUGGCAAGAGUGAGGAAGGAGCUGAUGCGAAACAUCCCCUUCCUUGUGAUCAUAGACAACUUGGAGAUGGAAAAGGACUGGUGGGAUCACAAGAUGGUGAUGGAUUUGCUGCCUCGUUUUGGCGGGGAGACGCACGUUAUCAUCUCCACUCGCCUCUGCAGCGUUAUGAAUCUCGAGCCGUUGAGAGUCUCCUUCCUGUCGGGGGUGGAGGCGAUGACGCUGAUGCAAGGAGGAGGUCUCAAGGAUGAAUCAAUCACAGAGAUUGAUGCUCUAAGAGCCAUUGAGGAGAAGCUCGGGAGGCUAACCCUCGGCCUCGCCAUUGUCGGAGCCAUCCUCUCGGAACUCCCCAUCAACCCAACGAGGCUGUUGGAUACCGUAAAUAGGAUGCCGUGGAGAGAUGUAACGUGGAGUGGCCGUGAAAACCAUUCACUGAGGCGAAACACCUUCCUCGUGCAGCUCUUUGAGGUCUGCUUCUCCAUCUUCGACCAUGCUGAUGGCCCGGGAAGCUUGGCGACUAGGAUGGUUCUCGCGAGUGGUUGGUUUGCACCGGGACCGGUCCCUGUGCACCUCCUCGCCCUCGCCGCUCAGGGCAUCCCCGACAAGCAGCCCGGCCGGAGGCUGUGGCGGAAAAUUGUGUACCCCUUGACCUGCGGGCUAGCGUCGUCCUAUGCACGGAGGUCGGAGGGCGAGGCAUCGUCGCUGCUGUUGAGGUUCAACAUGGCAAGGAGCUGUACCAAAGAGGGGUGCAUUGAGCUGAACCAGCUGGUGAAGGUGUACGCCCGGAAGCGGGGGGUCACCGGAGCCGCGGACGCCAUGGUGCAGGCCGUCAUCGGUCGCGCGUCCGUGGCAGCCCGCCACCCCGACCACGUGUGGGCCGCGUGCUUCCUGCUGCUGGGGUUCGGGCGGGACCCCGUCGUGGUCGAGCUCGAGCCGGCAGGGCUCCUUCUCCUCGUGAAGCGGCUCGUGCUGCCCCUCGCUGUGCGGACGUUCGUCGCAUUCUCGAGGUGCGGCGCGGCCACGGAGCUGCUCCGCCUCUGCACGGACGCGCUGGAGGCGGCUGACGAGGCGCUCGCCGCCCCGGUCGGGAAGUGGGCGGACGGACCCCUGUGCUGGAGGCCCGUCCGCACCAAGGCGCACCUCAACCCUUACCUCUGGCAGGAGUUAGCCCUGACGAGAGCGGCGGUGCUCGAGGUCCAGGCGAAGCUCGUGGCCAGAGGCGGGCAGUUGGAUGUUGCCGAUGAUCUGAUUAGGAAGGCCAUCUUCAUCAGAACUUCCAUUUGCGGCAGAGAUCAUCCACACACCAUGUCUGCUCAAGAAACUCUUACCAAAUUCACUAGAUUAAAUGCUAAUCUUCAACAUCAUACUUCACCCUAGAUCAUCAUUCUUUAUUUCUAUUUUAUUUGUUCUUUUCUGAGAAGAUGAGUUCAUAGUACUAGAGAUUAUAGCACAGGAUUUUGAAUAAGCUGUUUUAGAAGUUGGAUGAAGUAUAUUUUGUUAUACCAAUUCUUGUAUAUAACAUGAGUUCUCCUUGCUAAGCUACAAAGAAAGAUGUAUUCU
This is a messenger RNA of Salvia miltiorrhiza (redroot sage), 3751 nucleotides long. RefSeq lists its product as uncharacterized. Gene Ontology annotation, biological process: recombinational repair; signal transduction. The transcript has 3 exons. The coding region runs from base 719 to 3568 and encodes 949 amino acids. The record is from RefSeq and is a predicted model, not a curated record. NCBI's taxonomy places the organism in Eukaryota, Viridiplantae, Streptophyta, Magnoliopsida, Lamiales, Lamiaceae. Gene Ontology annotation, molecular function: ADP binding.